Lathyrus oleraceus (garden pea) is the source of this 633-nucleotide messenger RNA. RefSeq names its product secreted RxLR effector protein 161-like. Bases 1 to 633 code for a protein of 210 amino acids. NCBI's taxonomy places the organism in Eukaryota, Viridiplantae, Streptophyta, Magnoliopsida, Fabales, Fabaceae. The transcript has a single exon. The record is from RefSeq and is a predicted model, not a curated record.
AUGGUAUACCAUUUUGUUAAGCAGAUGCAAUCUGAGUUUGAAAUGAGUCUUGUUGGUGAACUGACAUACUUUCUUGGGCUCCAAGUCAAACAAGUGGAUGACACUAUCUUCAUCUCCCAAAGCAAGUAUUCCAAGAAUAUAGUGAAGAAGUUUGGCAUAGAAAAUGCUAUCCAUAAAAGGGCACCUGCACCAACUCAUUUGAAACUAACCAAAGAUGAAAAAGGUGUAAAUAUGGAUCAAAGUCUGUAUAGGAGUAUGAUUGGUAGUCUUCUUUAUCUCAUAGCUAGCAGACCUAACAUUACAUUUGUUGUAUGCGUAUGUGCUAGAUAUCAAUCUGAACCCAAAAUGAGUCACAUUACUCAAGUGAAAAGGAUUCUGAAGUAUAUAAAUGGAAUUAGUGAAUAUGGAAUGUUGUAUUCUCAUAAUGCAAACUCCUUACUAACAGGAUACUGUGAUGCAGAUUGGGCAAGCAAUGUUGAUGAUAGAAAAAACACUUUUGGAGGAUGUCUCUUUUUGGGAAAUAAUCUCAUAUCUUGGUUCAGUAAGAAGAAAAGUAAUGUGUCCUUAUCUACAAUUAAGGUUGAAUAUAUUGCUGUAGGAAGUAGUUGCUCUCAAUUAAUUUGGAUGAAAUAA